This is a messenger RNA of Colletotrichum chrysophilum, 1176 nucleotides long. RefSeq lists its product as uncharacterized. Bases 1 to 1176 code for a protein of 391 amino acids. The record is from RefSeq and is a predicted model, not a curated record. The transcript is spliced from 2 exons. Lineage: Eukaryota; Fungi; Ascomycota; Sordariomycetes; Glomerellales; Glomerellaceae.
AUGGCAAACAUACCUGCAUCCGACAAUGUUGUGCGCGUGAAGUUGAUCGACACGUCCACCGCCAUGGUCGGGGACAUGACCGCCUUCGCUAGGCCAGUGGUAGCGGGGCAUGAGGUCAUCAACUUCUGUUCACUGGCUUUUCUUCUCGAGAAUGAAAAGUUGGGAAAGAAGGCACUGUUCGACCUUGGUACGCGGAAGGAUUACUGGAAGCUGCCCAAAGCCGUGCUCCAGCUGAUUGGGAAAGGAUGUGUGAUCUUUGGGAUGAGGGUGGAUGAGGGCAUUGAUGAAGUUCUCACGAAGGGGGGCGUUGACUUGAACACUAUUGACAGCUGUAUCUGGUCGCAUGCUCAUUUUGACCAUCGCGGUGACAUGGCCCUCUUCCCCAAAUCUACCAAGCUGGUCAUGGGCCCCGGGUAUCUUUCUGACAAAGAAAGACCCGGAGGAGUCGGUGAUCCUGAGGCUGCGGCGGAGUUUGAGGGCAGACCGCUCGAGGAGGCGAAAUUCGACAGCGGCUUGAUUGGAAAGUUCAGGGCUCAGGACUUCUUUGGUGAUGGGUCGCUCUAUCUUCUUGAUGCCCCUGGUCACCAACCAGAGCAUAUUUGCGCACUCGCACGAACGACUCCCUCCUCAGCACCCGGCGGGGCUUCUUUCGUAUUCUUGGGCGGCGACAUCUGUCACUUUGCCGGUGUCUUCCGCCCAACGGCAGAGACGCCGCUACCGAAGGAAAUACCCGCGAGCGCUAUCUCACUCCGUAACGACUGGGCUUCGAGAUCGGUUUGCCCAUGCUCGUUCUUCACCCCUCAUCACCCUCGUGCGGAAAAUGAAGACUCGGCUCGCACCUCCUCAUGGUACAAUCUCCCUGAUGGUGGGCACGUAUACACAGAUCUCGAGAAAGCCUCCGCCUCGGUGUCGAGAAUGAGCGAGCUUGACACGAGAGAUGAUGUGAUGGUCUGCCUUGCUCACGACGCAAGCUUACUCGAUGUUCUGCCUGUUUUCAACAAGGAUCCUACGAGAGACAUUAAUGACUGGAAGAAGGAGGGCUGGAAGGCAACCACGUAUUGGAGCUGGUUGAACGAGGUAGCCGUUGACGGGAAGAAGCCCCGGGAACCCGUUGUGGACGGUUUCUGGAAGGAUGGGAAGCAAUGGGACUUUGAGGCGUAUAAGUCUGCUCUGUAA